AUGAUUGAGAUGCUCCUACAACUGUUACUACAUUCCUUCCUCUUCGUUAUCCUUCCCCUCUACCUCUUCUUCUUUUCUAGAUCUACACCUUCUUCCGCUCCUAAUUCAUCUAACAUUAACCUCCCAAGCGCAUACCCACUCAUUGGUUCCUACUUUGCUAUCAAAGCCAACCAAAACCGCCAAACCCAAUGGUUGGGCGAUAUUAUCCAAAUCUCACCCGCCGCCACCUUCACUCUUCACGGUCCAUUAGGCCACAAACACAUCAUUACCGGCAACCCCGCCACCGUAGAGCAUAUUCUCAAGACCCGUUUCUCCGUUUACCAGAAGGGAACCACCUUCAUUAACACCCUCUCCGAUUUCCUUGGCACCGGAAUAUUCAACGCCGACGGCGAAACCUGGAAGUUUCAGAGGCAAAUAGCCAUCCACGAAUUCACCUCCAAGUCACUACGCAAAUUCGUGGAACACGUCAUGGACGCCGAAUUCUUCAACCGCCUCGUCCCCAUCCUCGCUUCAGCGGCAACACAAAACAAAACUCUAGAUCUUCAAGACAUUCUUCAACGAUUCAUGUUCGACAACAUCUGCAAAAUCGCGUUUGGCGUCGACCCAGCAUACCUAACACCGUCCAUGGAACGGAGCAAAUUCGCACAAGCCUUCGAAGAAGCAUUGGAGAUCAGCGGCAAGCGGUUCCAUGAGCCAUUACCCAUAAUAUGGAAAAUGAAGAGGCUACUGAACAUAGGAUCGGAAAAGCGACUCCGAAGGGCAGUUUCAGAAGUUCACGAAUUCGCGAAGAAGAUAGUGAGAGAGAAGAAGCGUGUACUGAAGGAGAAGGUUUCGCUUGAAUCUGCAGACAUGCUUUCGAGGUUCUUGAUUUCGGGACACACCGACGAUAAUCUUGUGAAGGACGUUGUGAUAAACUUUAUACUCGCCGGCAAAGACUCAAUAUCGUUGGCGCUAACGUGGUUUUUCUGGUUACUGUGGAAGAACCCGCGCGUGGAGAACGAGGUUGUGAAGGAGAUAAAUGAGAAAUCUGAUGCUCUAGUGUACGAUGAAGUGAAGGAGAUGGUUUACACGCACGCAGCAUUGUGUGAGACUAUGAGGCUGUAUCCUCCUGUGCCGAUGGACACCAAGGAAGCACAAAACAAUGACAUUUUGCCGGAUGGAACAGUAGUUAAAAAGGGGAUGAUGGUGACAUAUCACGUGUAUGGGAUGGGGAGAAUGAAAAGUAUUUGGGGUAGUGACUGGACAGAGUUUAAGCCUGAGAGGUGGUUGGAGAAGGUUGAAUCAGGGAGGUGGAGAUUUGUGUCAAGAGAUUCGUAUACUUAUCCGGUGUUUAAUGCGGGCCCUAGAAUUUGUUUGGGAAAAGAAAUGGCUUUUAUGCAAAUGAAAAGAUUGGUGGGUGGAAUUCUGAGGCGGUUCAAGGUGGUUCCGGUGAAAGAAGAGGUGGAACCCAACUUCGUUUCCUUCUUAACUUCCCAGGUGGAAGGUGGAUUGCCCGUCAAGAUGCUACAAAGGGUUCAUUCAAAUUAA
Molecule: messenger RNA, 1527 nt
Organism: Abrus precatorius (Indian licorice)
Lineage: Eukaryota; Viridiplantae; Streptophyta; Magnoliopsida; Fabales; Fabaceae
Product: cytochrome P450 94A1-like
Exons: 1
Coding region: 1-1527 (508 amino acids)
Molecular function (GO): iron ion binding; oxidoreductase activity, acting on paired donors, with incorporation or reduction of molecular oxygen; monooxygenase activity
Source: RefSeq, a predicted model, not a curated record